This is a messenger RNA of Recurvomyces mirabilis, 1911 nucleotides long. It is a transcript of the gene TRM44, whose product is annotated as tRNA(Ser) Um(44) 2'-O-methyltransferase. The transcript has 2 exons. Gene Ontology annotation, biological process: tRNA methylation. Lineage: Eukaryota; Fungi; Ascomycota; Dothideomycetes; Mycosphaerellales; Teratosphaeriaceae. The coding region runs from base 1 to 1911 and encodes 636 amino acids. The record is from RefSeq and is a predicted model, not a curated record. Gene Ontology annotation, molecular function: tRNA (uridine) methyltransferase activity.
AUGGCCAACGACCAUAACGAGGACCCGGUCGCAAAUGACCCUGUUUCUACACCACAACCUCCUCACAAAUCCCAAGCCAUUGAUCGGACUACAACACAACCAGACUUACGACUACCGGACGAGUUAUGGAUGACCAUACUGGAAAUCCCUUGCUCCUUCCCGCCCGAGAUCUUCGAGCAAGUCAUGCUCAACCUGAUCAAGAACCCAAACAUAACCUCAAGCCAUCUGUUCCGCGCAGACAUCUUCUACGAUAGUGGCGAAAGUGGCUCGCAUGAUGGCAAACCUCUGUAUGGGUACGACCUUCGAAGGACGAUGGUGCGGCAGCUUAUACCACGGAAUCCCCAGCUCGACAAGGCUUUGGUACAGACUUGUCAUCUCUUCCAGCGAUGGGACGGUGAUGAGGAGGUGAACGUGGUACUCUAUAUCCCGCACGCACAGACAGAGAAUGAGAUGCCCUUCUAUCACCCAGCAGUAUCUCGAGUAGCCUUCUUCCACCGCUGGAACCACGCUGCCGUCGAGAAGAAAGCCGCUGUUUCCAACGGCGAUGACACACCCGCUCCUCCAGCACCAGGAGCCCUAUCCCUCUCCUACGCCCUCUUCCCCAACACAUCUCUCACCCCCAAGCUCCAACGCACAGCCCUCCGCCUCCUCCAGACCAUACACAAACACGGCCAAGGCCAACAAGCCGGCUACAAAAAACGAGUCCAUCUCGACCGAAUCGUUCCACAGAAACGGUAUCAGGAUACGUAUACCCGGCUGAAAACCAAGUAUGGACGUCUGUUAGCAGAGCAAUGGGUCGAGGUCACGGAUCCCGGUAAGCAUGUCUUUGAGGACAUCGGGAUUGCGGCGUUCUUGGUGGAACUGUGGAGGAACAUGCAUUGUCCUCCUCGUUCGCAGGAGGGUAAUGAUGACAGCGACGAAGUGGAUAGGCAUGAAGAGGCUGAUCAGGAGGGUGUAAAGCCGCAGUUUCCCGGUUUCGUCGAUAUAGGCUGUGGCAACGGCCUCUUAACCUUCAUCCUCCUAUCCGAAGGCUACAAAGGCUGGGGCUUCGAUGCUCGAGAGCGGAAAACAUGGUCGAUCUUUCCCAAGGCCAUUCAAGAGCAUCUGAAGCAGCAACUUCUUGUCCCGCGACUAUUGCUCGACCACCACGCGAACAACAGCAAUGGCAAUAGCACCAACCCAAACUCAUCAGCCAUCGAUAUCACAUCAAGCUGGCACGACGGUACAUUCCCACCAGAAACCUUCAUCAUCUCAAACCACGCCGACGAGCUAACAGCCUGGACACCACUCCUCGCCUACCUGAACAAGUCCUCCUUCAUAGCAAUACCAUGCUGCAGCCACGACCUCUCCGGAGCAAGAUUCCGAGCACCAUCAUCGACCAAGUCUCUUGCCAAGGAGAAGAACAUCUCGACGACCCCAGCAGUGCAAGGGGAAGCCUUACCAGACACACGACUACCACAACAGCAGCAGAAACUACAGAAUGAACAUAGCCGUGUCGAUACUGCUCUACCCACGAAAUCAGGAACAGCGGAAACCGGCUCCCUAUCCCGCACACCAGCCCAGAAGAAAAUGCCCUCAGCUUAUUCAAGCCUUUGCUCUUACGUGGGUAGUCUGGCAGAGGAGACGGGAUUCCGGCCUCAGACGGAGGUGCUAAGAAUACCUAGUACGCGAAAUCUAUGUAUUGUUGGUCGAUAUUAUCGUGCACCAGAGGCAAGAGGUCACGACAGAGGAAACAGGACUGGGUUUUUGAAUGAGGAGGGCGAGGGUGAGGGUGAUCAUGAUGUGAACAGGCGAAAGGUAGUGGUCAAGGAUCUCGUGGAGAGGGAACUGAGCAGGAGUCUGAACACCGUGAGCGAGGACUGGAUCCGGCGAGCUGAAGGGUUAGCGAAGAAACCAGGGAGUGGCCACUAA